Molecule: messenger RNA, 1329 nt
Organism: Coregonus clupeaformis (lake whitefish)
Lineage: Eukaryota; Metazoa; Chordata; Actinopteri; Salmoniformes; Salmonidae
Product: RNA-binding motif, single-stranded-interacting protein 3-like
Exons: 13
Coding region: 1-1095 (364 amino acids)
Cellular component (GO): nucleus; ribonucleoprotein complex; cytosol
Molecular function (GO): poly(U) RNA binding; poly(A) binding; mRNA 3'-UTR binding
Source: RefSeq, a predicted model, not a curated record
AUGGUAAUGAUAGCCAUACCUGUGGAGGAUGUCAGGAACAUGUGGACCGACACUCUAAGAUACACCGACCUCUUAGACAGCUGCACACACUCUCUAGAGUCUAGCAUACUGUGUUGCUUAUUUAACCCUCUGUGUCUCUCCCUCUGUGCAGGAUAUGGCUUUGUGGACUUUGACAGCCCGACAUCAGCCCAGAAAGCUGUAGCCUCUCUCAAGGCCAGCGGAGUCCAGGCACAGAUGGCCAAGCAACAGGAGCAAGACCCCACUAACCUGUACAUCUCCAACCUGCCUGUAACCAUGGAUGAGCAGGAGCUGGAGAACAUGCUGAAACCGUUCGGUCACGUCAUCUCAACACGGGUGCUGAGGGACGCCAACGGGGUCAGCAGAGGAGUCGGCUUCGCCAGGAUGGAGUCAACAGAGAAGUGUGGUGUUGUGAUUCAACAUUUCAACGGGAAGUUUCUCAAGACUCCUCCAGGCGUACCAGCUCCUGUAGAACCCUUACUCUGUAAGUUUGCAGAUGGAGGACAGAAGAAGAGGCUGAACCAGAACAAGUACCCCCAGAACGGACGACCAUGGACCAGAGAUGGAGAGAGUGCCAUGACAUUGACAUAUGAUCCCACUGCAAUGCAGAAUGGGUUCUACUCCUCUCCCUACAUCUCCACCAAUAGGAUGAUAGCACAGACAUCCAUCACUCCCUUCAUUGCUGCCUCACCCGUCUCCACGUACCAGGUCCAGAGUACAUCCUGGAUGCCUCAUCAACAGUAUGUUAUGCAACCUACCGGUGCUGUGAUAACCUCAGCUAUGGACCACUGCAUGUCCAUGCAGCCCUCCAGUAUGAUGGCUCCUCUAACACAGCAGAUGAACCACAUGUCCCUGGGCAACACAGGAACCCAGUACAUGUCUGCUGCAGCAGCAGCUGCUCCAAUGCAAGGGACCUACAUUCCUCAGUACACUGCAGUGCCUGGCCCCACCCUCUCAGUGGACGCAGUGGUAACAGAGGGCUCGCCCCAGAAUAUACCCCCCUCCUCACAGGACCCUAACGGACAGCCACCCCUGGACAACGACUCACCUGCCUACUCCUACCAACAGACUAAGUAACAGGAGGAUUAGGAGGGAUUGUUCCAGUAACCGCCUUGAGACAGGGGCUGCACUGAAGCACUGGAGGAAUGGAAAAGGAAUGGAUGAACAAAGGAGGACAAAGAGAGGCGAUCGCUUUAACUUUGCACAGGCACCAAAAAAAGACUUUAUUUUGUAUCUGUCCUGAGAGAGAGAGAGAGAGAAGGAGAGAGAGAGAGAGAGAGAGAGAGAGAGAAGGCGACAGAGAGAGAGAGA